GGCAGGCGGCGGGGCGGGCGCAGGAUGAGGGCGGCCAUUGCUGGGGCUCCGCCGCGGGGAGGAGGACGCUGAGGAGGCGCCGAGCAGCGCAACGCUGCGGGGGAGGCGCCCGCGCCGACUUGGGGCUCAUGGCCAGGACCACCAGCCAGCUGUAUGACGCUGUGCCCAUUCAGUCCAGUGUGGUGCUAUGUUCCUGCCCAUCCCCAUCAAUGGUGAGGUCCCAGACUGAGCCCGGCUCGUCCCCUGGCAUUCCUAGUGGUGUUAGCAGGCAGGGAUCCACCAUGGACGGCACCACAGCUGAAGCCCGACCAAGUACCAACCCCUUGCAGCAGCACCCUGCCCAGCUGCCACCACAGCCUCGCAAGAAACGCCCUGAAGACUUCAAGUUUGGGAAAAUUCUUGGCGAGGGCUCUUUUUCAACAGUGGUUCUGGCCCGAGAACUGGCCACUUCCAGAGAAUAUGCUAUUAAAAUUCUGGAGAAACGUCAUAUUAUAAAAGAAAACAAAGUUCCGUAUGUAACUAGAGAGAGAGAUGUGAUGUCACGCCUGGAUCACCCCUUCUUUGUGAAACUUUAUUUUACAUUUCAGGACGACGAAAAGCUGUAUUUUGGCCUUAGUUAUGCCAAAAAUGGAGAGCUACUUAAAUACAUCCGCAAAAUUGGCUCAUUUGAUGAGACCUGUACCCGGUUUUACACGGCUGAGAUUGUGUCUGCUUUAGAGUACUUGCAUGGCAAGGGCAUCAUUCACAGAGACCUUAAACCAGAAAACAUUUUGUUAAAUGAAGACAUGCACAUCCAGAUCACAGAUUUUGGAACAGCAAAAGUGUUAUCCCCAGAGAGCAAACAAGCCAGGGCCAACUCAUUUGUAGGAACAGCACAGUAUGUUUCUCCAGAGCUGCUCACAGAGAAGUCGGCGUGUAAAAGUUCAGACCUUUGGGCCCUUGGAUGUAUAAUCUAUCAGCUCGUGGCAGGACUCCCACCAUUCAGAGCCGGAAAUGAAUAUCUUAUAUUUCAGAAGAUCAUUAAGCUGGAAUAUCAUUUCCCAGAAAAAUUCUUCCCUAAGGCAAGAGAUCUUGUGGAAAAACUCUUGGUUUUAGAUGCCACAAAGCGUUUAGGAUGUGAAGAGAUGGAAGGGUACGGGCCUCUCAAAGCUCAUCCAUUCUUUGAGACCAUCACUUGGGAGAAUUUGCACCAGCAGACACCUCCGAAGCUCACAGCUUACUUACCAGCCAUGUCAGAGGAUGAUGAAGACUGCUAUGGCAACUACGACAAUCUCCUGAGCCAGUUUGGCUUCAUGCAGGUGUCAUCCUCCUCCUCUUCCCACUCCCUGUCUACGGUGGAAGCCAGCCUGCCCCAGAGGUCGGGCAGCAACAUAGAGCAGUACAUCCAUGAUUUGGACACUAACUCUUUUGAACUAGACUUACAGUUUUCAGAAGAUGAAAAAAGGUUGUUAUUGGAAAAGCAAGCCGGUGGAAACCCUUGGCACCAGUUUGUAGAAAAUAAUCUAAUAUUAAAAAUGGGCCCAGUGGAUAAGCGAAAGGGUUUAUUUGCAAGACGACGACAGUUAUUACUCACAGAAGGGCCACAUUUAUAUUAUGUUGAUCCUGUCAACAAGGUCUUGAAAGGUGAAAUCCCAUGGUCACAAGAACUCCGACCAGAAGCCAAGAAUUUUAAAACUUUCUUUGUCCACACGCCUAACAGGACGUACUACCUGAUGGAUCCAAGCGGGAAUGCUCACAAGUGGUGCAGAAAGAUCCAGGAGGUUUGGAGGCAGCAGUACCAGAGCAAUCCAGAUGCUGCUGUGCAGUGACGUGGCCUGCGGCCGGGCUGCCUAUUGCUGCCAGGACACCUGCCUCAGCGCGGCUCGGCCGCCACCCAGGACGCUUCCAGACCACCUGCCAGCCAUCUCGUGGAGAACAUAGAUGGCAGAAACCUUGCAGCUUUUUUAUUUAAAAGAAAAGAAAAAAAAGAACCCAACCACACAAAGAACAAAACAAAUAGCCAACAAACAGGAAUUCAGGGUCGCUUUGCUUGCUCUCUGUGCUCUGUGGUGGCUUCCAUGCACUGCUGUGGCCAUGGAGACCCAGCUCCUUGCACGGUAGCCCAGCUUCUGCCCAGACCAGUGGCCAGAUUUGGCAUCACCAGCCCCUCUUAGCAUCCACAGGAACUGCAUGCCUGCCUCUACCCUUCCCCACCUGAUACACACAGCUCCUGCUGUGACUGAGGGACGGGGUGUAUCUGGCCUACCCCAGUUGUUGCAGAAUCCUUCCCCAGGAGCCCCUUCACUCCUGCUGGGGUAGUCACCAGCUUACUGUGGGUACAGGGCUCUUAGCUUGUAUGUGUUCUCCCUUCCUUGAAUCUCUUGUAUGGCCCUAGAACUUUGGUCAGGUGUGUUUAUGGCGACAUGAUUUCUGUGGUUCCUGCCUUACAGCAGGCAGGUUGUAUGGUGAGAAGAAUGAAGGCUGUUGUAGUUACAGGUGCUCUUACUGGGCUCUGCUCUAGUGUUCCACUUCCUAGAAGUUUAUACAGUGAACUAGACACUAAGCCAAGCACAUGUCCAGGAGGGUUGCUGUAGCACCAGCACCUAGGUAACACCAACUAGAUUAUUAUCAGGUACAGAAUCCUGUCCUGAACCUGGGCAAGGCUGGAGGUACUAUAGAGAAUCCAGCUUGGGCUACUGCUUCCAUGUAGAGAAGUGGGACAGCAGGCCCUCCUUGGAGUUUCUGCACAGGUUUAGGUGAGUAGACCACAUGCCCUAUGAGGCAAGCACUGAGAAAACCCUAGGGUGUGUUUCAGUAUCCCUCCCAGCCUCACCUGGGAUGCUAUGGGUAAACACUUCUCAGCUAGUCCAUUUUUACAACUCUAUUGAAAAUCUAGAAGCCUUCUUAUGUUGCCAGGUCACCUACUCCCAUAAAGUGUGGGCCUUGCCUGGAAAGAAUGUUAUCACUGUCCUGCUCACAGGAACAGCCCUCUUAAUCUGAGCCUGCCCAUGCUGGCAUUCUUUGCCAGUACUGGGACACUUCUUUUGGCAUUUCUUGCAGAGUGCUUCUGAGGGACUUGGCUGUACCUCUCUUUGACUAGGAUAUCCCUGAAAGUUGGCCCUUGGUGUCUAGUGGAGAAAAGUAGGCAUCUCCCAUCUGCUCACAGUAGCACCUCAGACUCCUAUGUCCCAAUGGCAGCAACAAUUUUGCUAUUUCUAUUGACUUUCACAUAGGCGCCCCCAAACACACACAACCGAGGUUACCCUGUUCUGACUACAGUGACCACCUGUGGGCCAGGCCAUCUAAACUGAGAGGGGGGAAAGAUUCUAUUUCAAAUCUUUAACAACAAGAGUGAUUCUGUUCAGCUGGGGUAGAGUGAGGAUGAAAAGCCAACCACCACUCUGUGGCAGGGUUGCUGGAUGGGAACAGGGAUUUUAUUUAGACCCAGCUAGAUUGUGUGAGAAGAGCUUGAGGUGACCAAGGAGCAGGACCUCACUUGCCAGUAGAACCCACAGAACAGGUAUGGCCUAGGAUGCUGUCAGCCUGAGAGUGAAAGUGGGCACUCAUUUCUCCUGGAUUUUGAAGAGCCUGUUAAGUACACUUGGCUAUUUCCUCCUUGGAGUCCUGUUCUUGCUUAUGCCUUGAGGCUAUUUUGCCCUCAGAGUGCCCUGUAUCCUACAUUUGCACAUGUAAGAGUGGCUUCCUCUCUCUCAGGUGCAUGCAGACACAGGGAAAGCAUCUUUGAGGGCAUUUAACUACAGGGAGCAGUGGACUGAGGCUUGGCUUGAAUUAGACCACAAAGCUGGCUGUAUAUGGGAGAGUCCUUUGUUGCUUCCUUCCCUGGAGAGCAACACUACCUCCUGGGCUUUACCAAGCACCACCCUAACCUCUAAAAUCAGGGUUCAGCUGAGCUAUUAGUAGUGGGUGGUCACCAUGACUGCCCAAGCUACAACAGCUGAUCUCUUCCCAGGUCACCUUUGUCCUUACUGCCCCCUUUUCCUUGGUUUUUGUUUUCUUUAAUGAACCAUGCACAUUCUUUUCUUAACCUGGCUUAAAUCACCUUCAUUUUUCCAGUCGUCCUUAGAGCCGUCACCCUGUGUGAAGGUGCCUUACUUUGUAGGACAGGAUGUGGAUGUCAGUUUGUACAACUGUGUGUGUGUGUGUGUGUGUGUGUGUGUGUGUGUGUGUGUGUGUGUGUGAAACAGUAAAUUCGGGAUGUAUGUAAGGAGAGAAAGAAAUACCCUGUUAGUACCUCUAGAAAUCAUGUGUCCUAGGAAUGGCAAGGAUGGAAAGAAAGUUGAAGACUGUUCUCUGGCUUCUCCUACCUAGGUACAGCGGACUGUAGUACCUCAAAGCCCACUUGAGCCCUGCCUUCUCUUGUCAUCACAGAUGAAACUUAGCUUGAAUGGGUCAAUUCCACCUGUUUUUCUGUGCUCCAGCUGGGCAGUGGGCUCCCCAUGUAGAGAUGCCCCAUGUGGCAUCAUGGCUCAGCUGUCAUUUUGAGCUAAAACCCAGUAGAUGCAGUAUAAACCACUUUGAGAGAUAGCUUGUGUUAGGCUGAAACUGAUAGAAACUGCUGCAACUCUCUUUGGGCCACCCUAGUGUUUGUGAUUCAUGCUUGAAGUAACCUUGCCGACAGUUGUGUGGCACAGACUCCCAGUACCAGCAAUGGGGCCUGUAGGUAAUUGUGUGCUUUCUUUAAAGAAGUGUAUGUUUUCUAAAAGCAAAAGAAUAAAGGAAGGCCCAUCAUCCAGAGACCACUGUGAACAUUUGGAUGUAGAUGCUGUUCUCCCUAACUUUUUUUGUUCCAGUGCUGGGAAUUGAAUAGUGAGGUUCAGGAUUGCUAAGCGAGUGCUCUACCACUGAUGUGCAUCCUUAGUCCUUGUUUGCUUUCUAAACCAAACUGGGAACACAUACAACAUUCAUCAUUUUACAUCCAGCUUUUUCACUUGACUUGUUUUCUCUUAAGCAUUUCUCCAUGCCGUGGCCGUGAGUAGUUCUUCAAAAGCAUGUUUUUGAUAAUUGUGGAGUCAAGUGGUUGUAAAUUUAUAAGUUAUGCAGUUGUUUCCCUGUUGUAAAACAUUCAGAUGGUUUUUGGUUUCUUUUGUGUUUUUGUUGCUAUUUAAAUAAUGCUGUGGUGAAUAUACUUAUAAGUCUUUGAUUUUUAUUCUGAUUUUGCCCCUUCCUCACAUACCUGAAGUGGUAUUUUUGGGUAUUCCUCCUCCUUGGUCUGAUGUUUAGAUCCUCUGAGUUCCAGUUACAAAUCUAUCUUCCUUGUGUCCUACGGAUUUUGAACACAUCAGUUCUUGCUAAGUUGUGUGUUCUCAAGAAAGUUUGACUAUGGCUGCUUUUGUUUUUAAUGCUAAAAUGUCAUUACUGUAGAUUCCUUUGUGACAGAUUUUUUUUUCCCCAAAAGCCAGUCUUUUCAUUUGCAAUGCAAGAAUCUGCUCCUGCAUGUUACUUCUUUUCCAUCUUUGCUCUAAGGCUUUCAAGUGCUUGGUGAUGUUUUCAGAAUCUUGUACUUUGUGUCCACGAUGGUACUGAAUCUGCUUCUACACAGUCAGCAGAGAUAAAGUGUUGAACUGACCUUGCUACAUGCCUAAUGGAUAAUUCAUAAUUAAGUUUAUAGACUCAGAAAUGCAUUUGGGCCAUUUGGGAAUUAGUAGCAAAGCAGAAUAGCAAAGCUCUUCUUGGAAAAGAAACCACACAGAUGAUUGAGUUUUACUAAAAGUACAGCUGUGAGUAUUCUUGCUCCACACCUCAGGUCUUGGUUCAGGACAGCACAGUGGCUAGGCUUUGUCAUUGCCAAGGAUGGGUAUCCCCACUGAUGCUUAUGUAAACCUCCUUGUGCGCUGCAGUGCUGCAUGGAACUGUAGUGCCCACCCAAAUCGGAUAGUAGCUUUAUCUGUGUUGGGUGGGGCCUGCUGGUUCAAUUUGGAAACAUGCAGCAGAGAUUUUCUGGGCACCAUACUCAGUGUUACUUGACUGUCAGAGCUUGGGGCUGGAGAUGUGCAGAAAUCAGUUUCCUGCCCUCCUCUGCCUCAAGGCUUCUCCCCAUUGUUCCAUAGACCUGGGGUGUUCAUCUGAGACUUAGGAGGCCACAGCAACUCUGAAUAUGGUGAAGAUACUCCUAAACACUUUUUCCAUUUGUUUUAAUGCAAAACCCAACAUAAACUGGUGCUGAUGCCAAUGGGUGUAGCACCUUGUGGGUAGAACAUAAGACAAGGGCCCUGAGAGAUUGAACAGGGCUGGAACCACUCUCAGAACCUCUGAAGAUACCUGGCUUCUGGCCUAACACUUCAGGGUUAUAAGUCAGAAUGUGGAAAAAUGGCCUGCAAUGCGAGGGAAGCUGUUUCUGUCAAAAGCACUUUUGCAGCGGUAAGCAAAUGAAUUAGCCAAUAUGAAUACCUGAAAAUUCCCUGUAACUCAUUUCUUCCAUAUGAAGAAUCCAAACUGAACAAAAGUUUUUACAAAUGGCAAAAUUUUCCCUCCCCAUGUAGUCCACCCUAGUUUAAUCAUCUGGGUUAAUGACUACAAGUAGGUCAUUGUGCAGGUUAAAGCCACGACCAUAGUGUGAUUGGACAUGUGCAAAUUAAAAACUGUUACAGUAUUUAGAGCUGCUGCGGCUGGUCCAUUAGCCACGUACAGUAGGAUGAAUUGCUGUCAUUCAGGUUGGUGGCAGUCAGUUAGAACAUGUGUAAUAUUCUCUACCUGUUCUGUAGCUGUAACUGUGAUGUACAGGCAAAGGAAAAAUUAAAAAUACUUAUGAAAACAGAUAAUGCAAUGAUACUGGGAUAUACACUUUUGUAUUUUUAUUCUUAUAUAAGGUUAUUUGCUGGCUAUUGUCGGCCUCUAGUUCAGUCUGUGUUAUUUAAAUUCUAAUAUAUGAAUUAUUUGGAUUGAAUUCAUGUUUGGGGCCACGUUGUUGUAUGUAUUGAUGUACAGCCUUGAAUGUGAAUAAUUAUUGUAAACUAUAUUUUACAACUUUUUUCCUGGCUUUAUUAUAUAAAUUUUCUAUUUGGUCAUGGUUUAAUCAUAUAAUUUAAUGAAACAACUUUUCUUUCUUUUUUUUUUUUUUUUUNUUUAGAUGUAAUUACCGGAUGAUGGAUUUCCCUCGUAUGCUCGGUAGUCUUGUAAUAAAAGCAUGUAGAGUGUACA
Molecule: messenger RNA, 7137 nt
Organism: Mus caroli (Ryukyu mouse)
Lineage: Eukaryota; Metazoa; Chordata; Mammalia; Rodentia; Muridae
Gene: Pdpk1
Product: 3-phosphoinositide dependent protein kinase 1
Biological process (GO): intracellular signal transduction; peptidyl-serine phosphorylation
Molecular function (GO): ATP binding; protein serine/threonine kinase activity
Source: RefSeq, a predicted model, not a curated record